UCUUGCAUCGCGGAAAUUCGUUUACAUCUAAGCAGACUACUACCUAUUUAACAGUUCGACAGUUUGCUUAUCGGGUGCGAAAGGCUUGUCGAUAAGGUAGCGUGCGCGCGCGCAGUCGUCAGUGCCGCGAGCGACGCCGGCGCACCCGCCCAUCACGAACGAGAACCGACAACGGCUAAACGCUGAAAACCGAAAUUCGUAACGUGUUUGGAAACUCAAAACAAUAUUAUACAAGUGAUAUGUGCCUGAACUACCGCUGCCGACUACUAUUUACUAAACCAACGUGUUGUGACAAAAAUUGCUUUUACUUUAACUUGUGCGGCUAAACCAAGCUCUGCAUCAGUUCUAUACUUUUGAGGAGCAGCAAGAUGGCAAUGAAGGAGUGGCUACAAUGGCUGCCGCCGCCGAGGUCCCUGUUGGCGCUGCUGCUGGCUAUAGCUGGCUUCAGCGGCCGGUUGUUCGCUUCGCACUUCACGCACUCACCGACCCUCCUCGUGGACACCUGCCACUCCCUAUGUCGGCUAGUCGGACUCGUCACCACAUUGAUCUCAUACAAGUAUGAGCGCGCAGACGAGGGUGCUGGUCGGGAAGGUCGGUUGCGGAACACGUUCGGAUGGGCGCGCAUUGAGGUGGUGGGCCGCCUCUCCGUGCACGUGCUCUUCGCAUCCUUCGCCUUAGCACUUGUGGUGAACGCGCUCCAGCUGGGCGUGCACUCCUCACACGGGCAGCCGCCGAGAUACCCCAAAGUCAUCGUCGGCAGCGCUGUCAUAGGACUACUGCUACACGCCAUCAAUUAUAUGUUAUUAGCAGGACGUGAAUUGAGCUACAGCCGGCGACUGAGCGUCACUGAAGGGGGAGGAGUUGUGCUGAAGACUGGAUCUGGAGAGCCUGUACUUGCUCAUGCCCCUACUGAUAUCGCCAGCAGUCUCUUCGUGAUGGGCGCUGGCCUGACCAACGAAUGGGAGCCCAUCGCUGCUCGCAUUGCCGACCCUGCGCUCUCCGCCUGCGCAGCCAUCGUGCUCGUCAUCUUCAAUUACCCAUUCAUGCGGUCUGCGGGACUGGUGCUGCUGCAGACAGUGCCGGAAGGUCUGGGUACUUGCGACCUGCGGGCCGCAGCACUUCGGGUCCCUGGGGUCCUCGCCAUACAUGAACUGCACGUCUGGCAGAUGCACCGCGACAAGGUCGUCGCCACCGCUCAUGUGGCCUACAGCUCACACGAGGAUUACUUGAAGAGUUCCGCGCUAGUUUGUGAUAUAUUCAAGCGUCACGGCAUCGGUCUAGUCACGCUACAGCCAGAGUUCACGCUCACCUCUAUGCUAGGUACAGACGAAGAGAAGAAGGCGUUAAUAGAUUUUGCGAACCUAGGGUGUUCGUGUCCGUGUGCCAAGGAGUGCACCGCGCCCAGGUGUUGUGAGCCUCCUCGCCAGCCCACCGUCACUCGCAUUUAGUUGCACAAUAACAUACUACACUACCCCGCGAUAAAUAUUGCACAUCGACCUUUGGAAAGACAAUCGGCCAAGUCACCAUGUAUACUGUUCCCUUGGUGCGACUUUGCUUUAUGUUGAACGAGAUCGAAACGAGACCACGCUAGGCGCUCUGAUUGGCCAGCUCCAAUGAAACAACCAAUCAGAGCGCCGAACGCACUCGUUUCGAUUUCGUUCAACGUAAAACAAACUCGUACUAAGGUCUCGUAAGGCUCAUGAUUAUAAACCGCUGCAACUAGUCGAGCACUCUCCUCCGAAUAAAAGAACCGUAACAUCAUAUAAAAUUGUCUCUUUCCAAAAAUCUAUGUUCAAUAUUUAUUCCCUGGUAAUGUAUAUUAUACGUGUUUAGCCAGGCAGAUUGGGUAUAUGUUCUUAUACAAAAUACUUUAUUUUUUUAAGGAAUUGUAACUGGCAGAACUUGCUGUCCACCAGUAGAAUAUGAGCCAAAGUAUAGAUGCCUCACAGAGUGACCAUUUCAUGUAAUAUCUGAAUGGAUAUAGUGCAACACGAAUCGACAGUUCUAUACAGAAUUGUUAUACCGUAUAAUCUUGCCGUAUUUUAAUGUAAUUGUAAAUAGUAGGCGAUAGAAGUAAGUUUAAUUUAAAUUAAGUAAUAUUCAUAAUUAGUCAAGUUGGGUGAAACCAAUCAGUUUCGUAUAUUAAGUGUAACGCUAACAGGUUCAUAAUAAUAAACAAUACUGAUUGGUUGGUACUUUAAGUCCGUGGGCGUAAAAUUAUUUUUCUACGGUAAUUAUAAAACAGUAAAUGAAUAGUUGUUUUGGUAGAAUUAAUACUGAAUCACCUACCUUUGUGCCUAAUUAAUAAUUAUAGAGAUUUAUAUUUUUAUUAUUCGAAACAGAAUUCAUUAAGAUAAUAAUUCAAUGUUCAAUUAUUGAUUAAGAGGAAUAUAUGUAUUUCUAUAUGAAGG
Molecule: messenger RNA, 2411 nt
Organism: Spodoptera frugiperda (fall armyworm)
Lineage: Eukaryota; Metazoa; Arthropoda; Insecta; Lepidoptera; Noctuidae
Gene: ZnT77C
Product: zinc transporter 1
Exons: 8
Coding region: 369-1448 (359 amino acids)
Biological process (GO): zinc ion transmembrane transport; intracellular zinc ion homeostasis; detoxification of zinc ion
Cellular component (GO): membrane
Molecular function (GO): zinc ion transmembrane transporter activity
Source: RefSeq, a predicted model, not a curated record